This is a messenger RNA of Trichoplusia ni (cabbage looper), 1229 nucleotides long. RefSeq names its product IQ domain-containing protein K-like. The record is from RefSeq and is a predicted model, not a curated record. Lineage: Eukaryota; Metazoa; Arthropoda; Insecta; Lepidoptera; Noctuidae. Bases 91 to 801 code for a protein of 236 amino acids. The transcript is spliced from 5 exons.
AUAAUUUGUAUAAGUCAUAUUUAAUCAUUUGACAUAAACUAUAGUCAGCAAAAAAGUGUUUAAAAUAAAAUUAUAUAGUCUAAAAGUGAAAUGGCUGGCAAAAGCACUGACCGUAAGGGUAAAUCAAAGGAGCAGAAGAUAGCUAGUGAACUGAACGACAAUCUAGCUGCUUUUACAUUGCCUGACAGUCUGCCUUGUUCCGAAGUCGACUUCCCAGUGCUCAUAAAGAGAAGGCCCAGAGCUAACUGGAAAGAAAUUGUAGAAGAAAGUAACAAGUGGCACAAACAAGUAGAUGAAUACGCAGAGUCCAAAAAAGAGCCAAUCCCGAAACCACCUUUUCUUAAAACUGAAAACGAUUACAUAAAGAAUCAAGUAUUUGUUCAAUUAAUACCAGCUUUAGUGGAAACUCUACGCAAAGCCAAAGUAUGGCAAGCUCUUAACAGACAGAGGUGUUUCUUUAACGGCAUCGAUCAUAUAGUACAGGUUUUAUGGAAUAACAAUCCUCGGCAUCCUGGACGCAAGGAGAAUAAUUUACAUUUAUUUAACAUGCCCUGGGUCAGAUCUAAACUUAAAACUAAUCCACGACCGUACUACCCUAAGUCUUGGCUCUGGCCUGAGGAAUACGCAGCAACGCUUAUACAGAAGACAGUUAGGCAGUACUUCGUGCAAAGAAAUGAGGAAGUUCAGGAAAUGCGAGAAUUCUGGAAGAAAUUGGAAAUGGAACGAAAUAUUCCAGAUAUGGAAAUGAACCCAUUUUUGGCCAAAGCAUUUGCUUCGACCGCACAUAUGCACAAGAAAUAAGUGCAGUGUUUGGGUACUUUUAUAAUGUCCGUAUUAUAUGUCCGUAUUGAUAAUCUAAAUAAGAGUGGUAGGUUCUUAUUGUCCUAUAUAUUUUAUUAUUACUUUAUUUUAAGUACUAGUACUAGUCUUAGCAACAUUCGUCCAGUACGCGCAAUACGAGACAUAGGUAUGCGUUCUGCAGUAAAGAUACCUGUCGUAUGUUUUGAAAUACUUCGCGUACAAUACUGACUUAUGGUAAAAUUAUAAGCCUUUCUGUUUUUUCAUAAUACAUUGUCUCCAUUGAAUUUCAUUAGGAAUCAUGAUAGAUACUAAUUGCAGAAAACAGAAUUUUACUGGUUGGCAUUAUUGUUGUUUGAGAUCUUAAUUAUUUUUUUAAAGGUAUUGUAUGUUUAUGAUUAAAUAUUUAAAUGCUAUUAUAGAAGUGUUUU